AUCGAAUUAAUUUUUGUUUUCCGCCAGAAAAGAAGCGCUAAAAACACCAAAAGAAAAACAAACAAGAUUUUCCUCUCGCGCUCCCCCCUCUCACGAACACAUUUUCAUUUGUCUAUUUAUUUUACCAAAUCAAGAGCUCAAGAAAGAAGGAAUUGCGGUAUCAGAAGAACCGAUCAGUAGCAAUGGAAACAGAAACAUCGAAUGAAGCGACGAUCGAAUCGAAUGCACAAGGAGGAGGCACUGAGUCCACUUGCAACAACAACAAUGGAGAACCUUCGACUCUCACUUCCGCUGAGUCGCUAGAGUUAGCUGUUGAGUUUACUCAGAGAGGAACUAAAGCCCUAAAUGAUAAUGAUUAUACUGAGGCUGCUGACUGCUUUAGCCGUGCCCUAGAAAUCAGGGUUUCAUACUAUGGUGAACUUGCCCUUGAAUGUCUGAGUGCAUACUACCAAUAUGGCCGUGCAUUGUUGUACAAAGCUCAAGAAGAGGCUGAUCCAUUGGCAACAGUACCCAAGAGAGAUGCUGAAUCUAAACAAGAAUCUGAUCAAGAUGGAUCUGUUAAGAGUGCAAUGAAAGCAGAGUCUUCUACUGCUUCUGCUGUUUCAAGUAAUACUGAAGAGGAUGGGAACCUUGAUUCCAGUAAUCAACAAGGAGUAACAGAUGAUGCUUCUGGAAGGAAAGAUCAGGAAGAAGAUGGUGAGGUUAGUGACGAUGAAGACUUGGCAGAAGCAGAUGAAGAUGAGUCUGACCUUGACUUGGCAUGGAAAAUGCUAGAUGUUGCAAGAGCAAUAGCUGAAAAACACUCAGGUGACACAAUGGAUAAAGUGGAUGUGCUCUCAGCAUUAGCUGAGGUUGCUUUGGAAAGAGAGGAUAUAGAAACAUCUCUCAGUGAUUACGAGAAAGCACUGCUCAUUCUAGAACGGCUUGUUGAACCAGACAGUAGACAUCUGGCUGAACUAAAUUUCCGCAUUUGUUUAUGUUUGGAGAUUGGAUCUAAACCUCAGGAAGCCAUCCCAUACUGCCAGAGGGCUAUAUCAAUUUGCAAGUCAAGGCUGCAGCGACUCAUGAAUGAAGUAAAGGAUUCCUCAGAAUCUGCAAUUGCGUCAGCAGUUUCUGAAUUAGAUGAUGGUGUCCAGCAGUCAUCCAAUGGCUCACAGAUUGAUGUCUCUGUGACAGAUAAAGAAGCAGAGAUUGAAACACUCACUGGCCUGUCUGGGGACCUGGAAAAGAAGCUUGAAGAUCUUCAGCAACUGGCUGUGAACCCAAAAUCAAUUCUUUCCGAAAUUCUGGGAAUGGUGUCUGCUAAGGCAAAAGGUGCAGAGAAAAGUGCAUCUCCUGCUGAAGUGAAAUCUUCACAGAUUGCUAUUGCUGGCAGCAGUGGAGCAUUCGACUCUCCAACUGUUUCUACUGCACACACUAAUGGGGCUGCAGUUACUCAUCUUGGUGUUGUGGGAAGGGGAGUUAAGCGAGUGGUGAUGAGCACAAGCUCAACAGGAUCAAGCCCAGCUAAGAAACCUGCAUUGGACCCUUCAGCAGACGACGAAGAUGAUAGUACCCACUAGUGAUUCUGAAUUGAAUGGUUCAUGCUUUGAUAGUUAGCCCUAGCUAUUAAGUUUCGUUAUUCUCAUAUCUUACGGUCAAAAUAUUGGUACCAUGAAUCCUUGUAAGCAGGGACUGCUGUCAUGAGCAGUAUUAUAUUUUGGAAUGUAGGUUGUAAUGACUCUUCCGAUCGUCAAUACUUGCAACAUCCGUUGGAAAACAAUAACAUAUCUUGUAGCAUCCUUGCAAA
Ricinus communis (castor bean) is the source of this 1789-nucleotide messenger RNA. RefSeq names its product protein HGV2. The record is from RefSeq and is a predicted model, not a curated record. Gene Ontology annotation, biological process: CENP-A containing chromatin assembly; DNA replication-dependent chromatin assembly. Gene Ontology annotation, cellular component: nucleoplasm. Lineage: Eukaryota; Viridiplantae; Streptophyta; Magnoliopsida; Malpighiales; Euphorbiaceae. Bases 183 to 1562 code for a protein of 459 amino acids. Gene Ontology annotation, molecular function: histone binding. The transcript is spliced from 6 exons.